Fonsecaea multimorphosa CBS 102226 is the source of this 1101-nucleotide messenger RNA. RefSeq lists its product as uncharacterized. Bases 1 to 1101 code for a protein of 366 amino acids. The record is from RefSeq and is a predicted model, not a curated record. Gene Ontology annotation, molecular function: Atg8-family ligase activity. NCBI's taxonomy places the organism in Eukaryota, Fungi, Ascomycota, Eurotiomycetes, Chaetothyriales, Herpotrichiellaceae. The transcript has 2 exons. Gene Ontology annotation, biological process: autophagy of mitochondrion; nucleophagy; autophagosome assembly. Gene Ontology annotation, cellular component: cytosol; cytoplasmic ubiquitin ligase complex.
AUGCAGUAUCUACGCUCCGGUCUCGACCAACUUCGUGACCGCUACGCCCCUAUCCGACACACCUCCACCUUUCGCAAUACAGGGCAGAUCACGCCCGAAGAAUUCCUGCUCGCGGGAGAUUACCUCGUCUACAAAUUCCCCUCCUGGUCCUGGUCUGACGCCUCCAGUCCUGCACGACGGGUGAGCUAUCUGCCCGCCAACAAGCAAUUUCUCGUCACAAGGGGAGUCCCGUGUCACCGAAGGUUGGAUGAGAACUUUGCAGGUGGACACGGCGCCGCCGAUGACCUUGUCAGAGAUGGGUUUCUAGGCGGUCCCGACGAGGAGACGGGCGGCGGUGAAGACGAGGGCUGGUUAAGAACGGGGGGAACCACGGAGAAAGAACAAGAAGGAUUGAGGGCAGAAGUGAGGACGAUGAGUGAGAGCGGACAACUCGGCCAGAAAGCCACCGAGGAAGAGGACGAGGAAGAAAUCCCAGAUAUGGAGGACGAGGACGAUGAUAAUGAGGCUAUCAUAAGAGAUAAGAGUGAAGGGACAUCUGCCCCUCUUCGAACAUACACCCUUUACAUCACCUACACGCCCUACUACCGCACUCCGCGCAUGUACCUCUCCGGGUACCUCUCUCCCAGCGAGCCUCUACCGCCCCAACUCAUGAUGGAAGACAUCGUCGGCGACUACAAAGACAAAACCGUCACCCUGGAAGACUUCCCUUUCUUCGACAACAGUGUGAAAAUGGCGAGUAUUCACCCUUGCAAGCAUGCUAGCGUGAUGAAGAUCCUCCUUGACCGUGCGGACGUGGCCUUGAAGCUGCGACUAGAAAAACAAAAAGCCACUGGCGGCGCCGCGAACGUCUCGGGCAUGGAAGGGUUGAUUGACGAUACGGCAAACCUCAAACUGGCUGAGCAGAAGCGUGGACACGAAGCGGGUGUGAAAGCCGCUAGUGGCGGCGCCGGAGACGAAUGGGAAGUGUUGGAUGAACAAGACAGUAAAGAAGAGGAAAGUGAGAAGGUGGCAAUCCGGGUGGACCAGUAUUUGGUCGUGUUUUUGAAGUUUAUGGCAAGUGUGACGCCCGGAAUCGAGCAUGACUUUACCAUGGGCGUUUGA